AUGGUAUCAACCUCUGGCGCACAGCUCCUCCCCCACGAAGCCAUCAAGCACCUCUCUGACCGUCUUUUCUCGCGCACCACGCUUCUCACGCCCAACGUGCCCGAGGCCAAGCUUCUCCUUGCCGAGAAUGGCAUUGCCGAGCAGCGUCUUGUCGACAAUGUGCGCAGCGUUGACGAGCUCGAGGCGCUCGCGCAGACGAUUCGCGACCGCCUCGGCCCGCGGUGGGUGCUCGUCAAGGGCGGGCACGUGCCGCUGCGCGCGGCCGACAUGACGGCUGCCGCUGCCGGGGACGAGGACGAGGACAAGGACGCGGCGGACAAGAUUGUGGUUGUUGACGUGCUGGUUGGGCCCGAGGGAGAGGUGGUCAAGGUGCAGAGCCCGUUUCAACCGAGCACGAGCACUCACGGCACGGGUUGCUCACUGGCGUCGGCGAUUUCGGCACACUUGGCCAAGGGGCAGGACGUACCUACGGCGGUGCGCGCGGCGUGUCGGUACGUAGCGGCGGGUAUCCGGACGGCGCCGCGGCUCGGCGGCGGCAACGGGCCGCUGAACCACUUUCACUCGUUGUACGCGCUGCCAUUUUCGCCUGGUUAUUUUGUCGAGUAUCUUUUGGAGCGGCCCGACGUGCAGCCCGUGUGGAAAGAGUUUGUCCAUCAUCCGUUUGUCAUGGCCUUGGGCAACGGGACACUGCCUCUGGAAUCUUUCAAAGGAUACAUCAUCCAAGACUAUUUAUUCCUGGUACAGUUUGCGCGUGCGAAUUCUCUAGCAGCGUACAAGGCCAAGAAUAUCACCGACAUUCAACGAUCCAACGAGAUUGUAGGCCACAUUGUCCGCGAAAUGGACCUUCACAUCAACUACUGCAAGGGCUUUGGCAUCUCUGAGCAAGAAAUCCAAGCCACUCCAGAACUUCAAGCUUGUACCGCCUACACUCGCUAUGUCCUCGACAUUGGCCAGUCCGAGGACUUGCUCGCGCUGCAGAUAGCCCUUGCGCCGUGCCUGCUGGGCUACGGCGCCGUCGCGCAGAUGCUCGCCGCCCACCCGGCUACUGUCCGCGAUCAGCAGGCCAACACGUACUGGCCGUGGAUAGAAACCUAUGGUGCGGCAGACUAUGUUGAGGCUGUGCGUCUCGGCUCCGAUCUCAUCGAGAAGAGAAUUCGUGACUGUUCGCCUGCGAGAAUAGAGGAGCUGGUCAAGAUCUUUAUCCACGGAACAAGGAUGGAGAUUGGCUUUUGGGAAAUGUUUCCGUCGAAAUAG
Beauveria bassiana ARSEF 2860 is the source of this 1254-nucleotide messenger RNA. Its product is annotated as phosphomethylpyrimidine kinase. Gene Ontology annotation, biological process: thiamine biosynthetic process. The transcript has 8 exons. The record is from RefSeq and is a predicted model, not a curated record. The coding region runs from base 1 to 1254 and encodes 417 amino acids. Gene Ontology annotation, molecular function: thiaminase activity; phosphomethylpyrimidine kinase activity; hydroxymethylpyrimidine kinase activity. Gene Ontology annotation, cellular component: cytosol. NCBI's taxonomy places the organism in Eukaryota, Fungi, Ascomycota, Sordariomycetes, Hypocreales, Cordycipitaceae.